AUGAGCGAUGAGGAGUGUUCGUCACUGGAGGAUUUUACUUCAGAAUCAAAGAGAGCAGUCAACAGAUUGAAGUCCCCAGCAGUGACCAAUCAAUCCAGACCCAAGAGGACUAUAUCUCUUGGAAAACCUUCAGCUGCACAAUUAUUAGGAAGAGCUGGAUCAAGAAUAACUGAAAUUUCUGCUAACAAAAAAGUUGAAAAAUCAACCAAUGUGAUUAAAAGUAAAUCGAAUUCUAGCAUAGAAUCAGCCAGCAGCACUAUUGUCAGCAGCCUUCCAAAGUCGAGUGGGUCUAAACUUUCUCUACUGAGCACAACUUCUAGUGAUGCCAGCGGUGGCAAGAAAGGUAGCCCAGGAUUAGCAAAAUGGUCAGAUAAAUGGUUGAUUCCUUUCGAACAUGGAUGGCGCAGAGAAAUAGUUUAUAGAAACACGCAGACGAAGGGUACGAAGCAAUGCGACAUCUACUACUAUGCACCUGAUAAUUUCAAACUCAGAUCAGUGCCGAUGAUUGUCGAAUACAUAAAUAGAACUGGAUGUAACUUGACGAGCGACUGCUUUUCAUUCUCGAAGCAGCAGGUAUACAAGGAGCCAUUUGAAAUUGUUAGGAACGCUGGCCAAUGUUUCAGAACGUCCGCAAGUACAACUAGCACGUCUUCUAGCUCCACAAGCAUAGGAGCGAGCAAAGGCAAAAAAGAAAAUCCGGAAAAGAAAAUCGAAGAUGGUAUUAAUAAUAAUAAGAGAAAACGAAAAAACGACGACAACACAGUUGAUGUGAGUAACAAGAAAAUAAACAGGAAAAACUCUUUGGCCCCAAAGAUUAAAAGUGAAACAGAUAAUAACGACGGUGAUGGUGCUGCUGAUAACACAGCCAGUAGCCAAACAUCACCAAAUGUAGAAAAAACUUCAUCUGAGAAAGAUAAUAAUGCCACCCAACAAACAAAAUCACCAGAUGUCUCACGGUGUGGAAAUAAUUUGGGAGUGUUUAUGAGAAUUGAAAGUUGUCAAGAAAAGAGCGAAAAUGUUGACAAUGACAAUAGCACAAUGGUCUUAGAUCAAACUCUUACAAACGUGAGGCAAACGGAUGUUGCUGGCGAUAACCAACGUCACUCAGCUCCCAGAAAUAAUGGUGAAGAAACCUUUCUUUCGUCCAGGAAGAAAAGAAACGUACCAGAGACUUUCAGUCCUGUAAACGAUGAGCCUCCCUGCAAAAGAAAAAAGUUAGACGACGGAAUCGAAAAUGAUGAUAAAAUUGAUAACUCGGAGCCAGAUUGUACUGAAAGUACGAACACUAUUGUGAAUAACGAUGACGCCAACAACAGUUUCGACAACAAUGACGUCAGCAUAGGCACCACUGGUAACGAUGACAAAGAUAACAUCAACAGCGAGGAAAGCCAGUCAGAAACCAGCUUCCUAACCAGCAACACCAAUGAAUCAACGACAGAAAUUAAGAAAAACCCAAGAGGAAGACCCAGACGCAUCGUCGAUCCCAACGCCGUUCCUGUUAAUGUGAAGAAGAAUCCUGUUGGCAGGCCUAGACUGAAGUCGAAGGAUGAAAACUCUGAUGGAGUUACUACAACUCCGACUACUUCAGGUUCCGCUAGGACUUGUGAAUCAACUUCUAUCAUGGUGACGAGGAGAAGGAUUUCUAGGAUGAAGAAGGAUGACGAUGGCGUUCAUGUGAUUCCAGUUAAAAGUAUCAUUGAGGUGGAAGUAACGUCAUCACCUCUGUCCUCAUCAACACCAAUGAAAACGACGUCGAGGUUCCUCAAUACUCCUGAUAGGCCAGUUAACAAUUGCAACGAAACGGCAAAUGAUGCAUCUAAAAACACCACCUCAGUUAAGAUCGAAACAUCGACUGCCAGCCAGCCAACAUCAUCUGUAGUAACAAUAACACAGAGUAAUGAAAUGAUGUUGUUAUCACCAGCAUCAUCGUCAGCUGCAAUGACCUCACCGUCAUCAACGCUAAUGACGUCACCGUCAACAGAAACGUCGUCAUCAACAUCUACAUCUCGUAAAAUUUCAUGUGGCAAGAAGAUAGACAGCAAGAUAUUUGCGGUUAGAAAUGCUGCCAAUCUUGCGCUGAGGGCUUACAUGCUUAAUGCACAAAGAAUUGCACAAGAAAGUUUUGACGUCGGCGACGAUCUCAAUGAUGAGAGCUUCGAAGCUGAUGCCAGCGCUGACAGUUGUUUACAAACUAAGAAUGAUAAUGAAAAAAGUGCUGAUCACUCGGCUAAUGAUGAUGAGGCCAGUGUUGGUGGAGAGGAUGAUUUGAGUGGAAAGUUAGGAACAGAUGGAAGUUUAAAGAGAGAGCCUGAUGAUGAUGAUGAUGAUGAUGGUGACAGCGCCAAACAACAUUCAACAGUUCAAAAUGAUGAUAUUGUUACCGACACUCCCAGUAAAAUUUCUACCACUAGCAUCACUGAAACUACUACUACUGCUGCUGCUACUAAAAAUACUAACUCAGUAGUUGAGAGACAAGCAGAUUAUAGUUGCAGAAAAGAUGUAGAAUCAUCACUCUUGCCAACAGUUCUAUCAGAAGUCUCCAGAUUUGUAAGCGACGCAAAAACAGCUACUGCAGCCGCUUCAGCUACUACUGUUGCUGCGCCUUCCAUUGCUGCCGCUAGUGCUGCAGCUUCUAUUGCUGCUACUACUGCUCCUGCUACACAAAAAGUUGCUAGGCAGUUGCAGUUUAAAAAAGUAGACCAACCAUUUGAUAGAGUUAGAGGGCCUGUGGAUUCUCAUGCUUUGAGGAAUAUAGUAUGCGGACCGAAUUGCGCCGGUAGAUCGAUACCUCCAUCUGUCAGAUGUGACUUUUGCAUGAAUCUCUAUCACCACGAGUGUCUUGGCCUGAGUUUCAACAAUGUCAGAUGUUCCAUGAUCUGUUGGGGUUGUAUCAAUUCAUUAAUAACGCAGGGCUGCCAGUCAUACAAUCGCGAGAACGAGGGCGUCGAAUACCCCAUGGUUCGUUCUGUAGACUUUGCAGUACCACAUACGACAGCCACGGUGGCAGAUGUUGUCGAUGCUAGCAACAACAAAGACUACAACAACAACAGAGGUUUCAUUAGACAUCAUCUACAGCUGCAGCGGAACGCGAGAAAUACAAACAACAACAACAUCGGCACAUCACCUGACAUGUUUGAAGGUAUGGAAACUGGUGCUGGCAAAGACGACGGUUGUGACAAAGUGGAAACUCAAGUACUCGUUAUCAACUCCGCAAUCACGAAAACUCUCGACAUUAAGAAAGAAUUCCUACUGAAAGUUGCAAACCAAACGAUAAAGGUCAGGCCCGAGGAUGUAUAUGUUUCUAACACCGGGGUAAAUAUCCAGUUGUAUAACAGCCCUCUCCCUUCAGAGUACAUUGCCGGUCUUAAUAACCCACUAAAAUUUUCAGUUGCGACAGUGGAGAACGUUCAAGUUCUUAAUGUUUCCCUCUUAAAUGGACCUGUUUGAUGUUUUUCUUUUUGGAUCAUUCGUUUUGAUAGAUUACAAACCUGUUAGCAUUAAUUUGAAGUGUGUGUGUUUGUGUAUGAGUGUAUAUAUGUGCGUAUGUAUGUGUAUAUAGAUGAGUGAGGUACGAUUUUUUUUUACUGUCUUGAUUGUGUUAAUAAUGUAUAGUUAAUCUUAUAAUUAUAGAUAUUUUCUUACUAAAUUUAUUUAUGUUAUGAACGUCUACAUUGUUAUGACUGAAAUAAAAUGUGAAAUAAA
This is a messenger RNA of Helobdella robusta, 3702 nucleotides long. RefSeq lists its product as hypothetical. Gene Ontology annotation, molecular function: DNA binding. The record is from RefSeq and is a predicted model, not a curated record. The transcript is spliced from 8 exons. The coding region runs from base 1 to 3447 and encodes 1148 amino acids. Lineage: Eukaryota; Metazoa; Annelida; Clitellata; Rhynchobdellida; Glossiphoniidae.